This is a messenger RNA of Paramacrobiotus metropolitanus, 1128 nucleotides long. RefSeq lists its product as uncharacterized. Lineage: Eukaryota; Metazoa; Tardigrada; Eutardigrada; Parachela; Macrobiotidae. The transcript has 3 exons. Bases 179 to 877 code for a protein of 232 amino acids. The record is from RefSeq and is a predicted model, not a curated record.
AAACUUGAACCUGCUAAUUUGCCACUGUUUAGGCUGUGUUCUGAAAGCAUUUUAUGAUCCCACCACCUGCCUUCCGAUAUCGGAUUAAAAACCGUCUUGAACGAUUCGCACGCUACUGGAUCCUAUCGCUUUAAAUAAUCACGUAUUAUUCUAAAGUACAAACUCUCCUGUAUACGCAAUGGCGCAUUCGGGCACCGUAAUAAAUAUUGGCGGAGAUAAUUCUGGCUCCGGCUUCCAAAGCGAUUACGGGAGCCGCCCGCCGAUUAGCCCAUCCAGCCGGCAGUUUUCAAAAUCAGAUGAUCUUGGAACGUUCAAAAUCGGCGGUCCGCACGGCAACCACAGCCGCUUCGUUUAUCAUCCCACUGAAGGCACACUAACGCCCAACGGAAGUCGAAGCCCGUCAUUCUCGCGCGACCUACCCAGCCCCGCCUACGAUCUGCCCAUUCGGAUGCUCCCGGACAACGACAACUACCCGCCUUCCUCACCGCUCUCGCCCCUACCCCGAAGUCCCAGUCCGUCACCAGGUUAUCACACCCUUACUCCUUCUUUUCUCUCCGUGGCCACGGAACGCAGCACCCCCAUCCCCAUCGGACGACCCUCCAGCUCGCUGUCGCCACCGGAACAGAUGGUCUUCUCGCCGGAACCCCGUAAAGAUCCACCUUAUUUCCCGACGUACGAGUCGAAUCUGAGCUUCCCGCGGCAACAGUCGCAGUUUAACGGCGGCGCGACGUCGGUCGAAUUCUCUCCCGUACCGGAUGGAUCACGUGUCGGGGCGGUGCAUCGUUUCCAAACGGAGCCGCAGGUGGUGAUUGUCAAUCAGGAUGGACACGUUCAGCCGGCAUCGACGUUAUCUAACCUUAAACCGUCGAAGAAGUAAACGGAGCUUUACCUCUUGCUAAGCUCGUUUGUCUGUUUUGAUGCAGACUGAUAUUCGGUUGACAGGAGCUAUUUUUAACUCGGUGUUGCGAAUUUUGUUGAUCAAGCAUGAUUUCUGGUUGGCAGUCUGUAAGAGUCUAAAGUAAACAAUACGCUUCAGAGCAGUAUAGUUUACAAACUGUUUCUGUUAUGUAAUUUCGCUUGCUAUAAUGAAUUACUGGGAGAAAACACCAUUAAAUUAUUUUAUCCAGG